UCAAUCUUCUCUCCGUCUCUUCCCCACUCCGAUCAGCAACAACACAAAGCCCACUGGGAAUUUCAGUUUUCGGUUUUACUCUUCUUACCGGCGCCGGAGACUUGAAAUCCCGGCUCAUCGAACUCCCGGGGGGAACAUGAAGCUUCCGUCCUCGGAUUCCGCCUGUAGUAAUUUUAUCGCCUGAUAAGUUGGGGGGCAAGAAGGAAAGGUGUUUUGCGAAUAAAUUCAAUUGGCAAGUAAACUCGAUGACUGGGAAUGAGUUUCGCUUCUUCCUGUCGUACGACAUCAACCUCCCUGUCACAUUCCGAAUCGAGCGAUUGGAAGGGUCACUGCCUCCUGUCAAAUUCCCCGAUUCAGGGAUUGAUUCAACUGCGGAAGAGAGAAGAGCAGAGUUGUAUGUUGAGUGUGUAUUAUGUAUGGAUGGCGCUCCUUUUGGUCUUCCCAUGAAAACAAGGUUGGAGACCAACGGAUCUGCUUACUGCUGGAAUGAACUCAUCACAUUGAGUACUAAGUAUAGAGACCUGAGUAGAUACUCACAGCUUGCUUUAACAGUAUGGGAUGUUUCACUUGGAAAAGAUGAAGGACUGAUUGGUGGGGCUACUAUUCCUCUUUUCAACAGUAAGUUGCAACUCAAAACAGGCAAGCAGAAGCUUAGGCUUUGGUUGGGUAAAGAAGCUGAUGGAUCAUUUCCAACAACUACUCCUGGAAAGGUUCCUUCUGAAUCCUUUGCUGGUAACUUUGGAUCUGGAACACAAUCUGACAUGCUUCUGCUACAGGUCCCAAGGCAUGAGCGUGGAGAAUUGGAGCGUUUAGAAAAGCUUCUGAAUAAAUACGAAAGGGGACAGAUUCAGCGUGUAGAUUGGCUUGACCGGCUUACGUUUAAAGCUAUGGAGAAAAUCAAGGAUCGUGAGAGCUCUAAAACUGGGAGUUCGCACCUAUACUUGGUUGUUGAUUUCUGCAGCUUUGAACAUAGAGUUGUUUUCCAGGAAUCAGGGGCAAAUUUUGUAUUCCCGUCACCUAUUUCUUCAACAAAUGAACUUGUUAUUGUGUGGGACCCUGAAGUGGGUAAGAUAAAUCCUUCUGAGCACAAGCAACUGAAGCUAGCGAGGAGCUUAACACGAGGUAUCAUUGACAAGGAUUUGAAGCCAAGCUCAAACGAAAGAAAGUCAAUACAAAGAAUUUUAAAAUAUCCACCAACGCGAUCAUUGAGUGGAGAUGAGAGACAGCUCUUGUGGAAAUUUCGCUUCUCGUUGAUGACUGAGAAGAGGACACUCACGAAGUUUCUCCGAUGUGUGGAGUGGAGUGAUGUUCAGGUUAGCUUCGAGUCUUGUUCUUUGGUCCUCCACUUCAUAGACUAUUGUGAGGACGGAAAGAACUUAGCCACAAGCAUGUGGUUGUCAGAAGCCAAACAAGCACUAGAGUUGAUGGGCAAGUGGGAAACAAUUGAUGUCUCUGAUGCACUUGAGCUUCUAUCUCCUCUUUUUGAAAGUGAAGAGGUAGAACAGGUUCGUGCAUAUGCUGUCAGUGUUCUGGAGAGAGCUGAUGAUGAAGAGCUCCAAUGUUACUUGCUUCAACUAGUUCAGGCUCUUAGAUUUGAACGUACAGACAAAUCGAGGCUUUCUCAGUUCCUUGUGCAACGCUCAGUAAACAACAUUGAGUUGGCUAGCUUUCUCCGUUGGUAUGUCGCUGUCGAGUUUCAUGAUCAUGCUUACACCAAAAGGUUUUAUUGUACUCAUGAGCUCCUGGAAGAGAAUAUGAUGAAGUUGCCAGCUGGUCCAGAUGAAGAAGAUGGAUUCAAGUUCUGGCAAAGCUUGGUGCGCCAGACAGAAUUGACAGCACAGUUGUGUUCUAUAACAAGAGAUGUAAGAAAUGUGCGAGGCAAUACGCAAAAGAAAAUUGAAAAGCUUAGGCAGCUUCUCUCUGGGCUUCUUAGUGAACUCACGUAUUUCGAGGAGCCGAUACGAUCUCCACUGGCUCCAUCUGUCCUUAUUACCGGGAUUGUGCCAUCAGAGUCAUCAAUAUUCAAAAGUGCACUGCAUCCUUUGCGCCUGACUUUCAGAACACAGACUGGUGGAACUUCUAAGAUAAUUUUUAAGAAGGGUGAUGAUAUUCGACAAGACCAAUUGGUCGUUCAAAUGGUAUCUCUAAUGGAUCGAUUGCUGAAGUUGGAAAAUCUUGAUCUGCACUUGACUCCUUAUAAAGUCCUUGCUACUGGACAAGAUGAGGGCAUGCUUGAGUUCAUACCAUCACGGUCUUUGGCACAGAUACUCUCAGAGCAUCGUAGCAUUACAAGCUAUUUGCAGAAGUUUCAUCCUGAUGAUCAUGGACCCUUUGGUAUUACUGCCACUUGCCUCGAGACGUUUAUCAAAAGCUGUGCUGGCUAUUCUGUCAUCACAUAUAUUUUGGGCAUUGGAGACAGACACUUAGACAACCUACUUCUCAGGGAUGAUGGGCGUUUAUUUCAUGUCGACUUUGGUUUUAUUCUCGGCCGAGACCCCAAACCAUUUCCACCCCCAAUGAAGCUCUGCAAAGAAAUGGUAGAGGCAAUGGGCGGUGCAGAAAGUCAAUACUAUACCCGGUUCAAAUCUUACUGCUGCGAAGCAUACAACAUCCUCCGGAAAUCAAGCAACCUGAUUCUGAAUCUCUUCCAUCUGAUGGCGGGUUCCAACAUCCCCGACAUUGCUUCUGACCCAGAGAAGGGCAUUCUCAAGCUCCAGGAGAAGUUCCGGCUGGACUUGGACGACGAAGCUGCCAUCCACUUCUUCCAGGAUCUUAUCAACGAGAGUGUCAGCGCGUUGUUCCCUCAAAUGGUUGAGACCAUUCACCGAUGGGCUCAAUACUGGCGCUAAAUCCAUGUAUAGACUAUAGUAACUAGUAUCCUUGUACAUAUGUUGUCUUUUGGAUCCUCAGAAAUUAGACUGGAAACUAAUUUUAUAGCUUGUAGCUUAUAAUAACAAUAGUAUACUAUUGAAAUGGCGGGUGAAAAUUCGUCGCCAUCUACAUUGAACAGUGAUCGAUGUAGGCAAUGAUUUCCCUAUAAUGAAGCUUCCAUUCCAUGACAAGCUGGGAUUCCUUGAUCGAAUCGUCUUCUUCAUGUUAUUAAUGGUGGGCUGUUGUUAGCCGGACAGGUAGGUAAUUUGAGUCGUCCUCGGUUCGUCACAACAUGUAAAAUGCCUACAGGUCGCUAACACAAAUGUUAUCAAAUUUUGG
Messenger RNA from Linum tenue, 3210 nucleotides. NCBI's taxonomy places the organism in Eukaryota, Viridiplantae, Streptophyta, Magnoliopsida, Malpighiales, Linaceae. The record is from the annotation of a GenBank genome assembly.